AUGGCCAAAUCAAAAUACGAAUACGUAAAACAGUUCGAAAAAAAUGAUUCUCUUCUUCCGAACACAUGGCUAGUUGUUCGUAUAGACGGCAGAAAUAGAUUUUCCGAAAGGCAUCAAUUCGCGAAGCCCAAUGAUCAAAGUGCCUUAGAUCUCAUGAACAAGUGUGCUGCCACUAUAAUUAAUGACAUUCAAGACAUUGUACUGGCAUACGGGCAGAGUGAUGAAUAUAGAAAAAUCGUAUCCACUAUUGUCAGUUUAUUUACCUCAAGUUAUGUGUUUUAUUGGAAAGAUUAUUUCCCUAUGAAAGAACUACUUUACCCUCCUUCAUUUGAUGGACGUGUUGUGCUAUACCCUGCUGACAAUAAUCUUAGAGAUUAUCUGAGCUGGAGGCAAGCAGACUGUCACAUUAACAACUUAUAUAACACGUGUUUUUGGACUUUGGUUCAAUCCGGGAAGACUAAAUCUGAGGCAGAAAAUGUGUUAAAAGGAACGGUAUCUUCAGAAAAAAACGAGUUACUAUUUUCUCAGUUUAACAUUAACUACAAUCACUUGCCAGAGAUGUACCGAAAGGGUUCAGUGAUAAUCAGGCGAGAGAUUGAUGUGCAAAUAACCAACCAAAAAGGAGUUGAGAUUAUGAGGAAAAAAAAUGUUGUUAUAACAUUACAUGAUGACAUCAUUGGCGAUAAGUUCUGGAAAGAAAACCCCAAAUUGAGAUUAGCAUGA
This is a messenger RNA of Acaulospora morrowiae, 723 nucleotides long. The record is from the annotation of a GenBank genome assembly. NCBI's taxonomy places the organism in Eukaryota, Fungi, Glomeromycota, Glomeromycetes, Diversisporales, Acaulosporaceae.